This is a messenger RNA of Cheilinus undulatus (humphead wrasse), 3923 nucleotides long. Its product is annotated as NK-tumor recognition protein-like. The coding region runs from base 454 to 3477 and encodes 1007 amino acids. The transcript has 8 exons. The record is from RefSeq and is a predicted model, not a curated record. NCBI's taxonomy places the organism in Eukaryota, Metazoa, Chordata, Actinopteri, Labriformes, Labridae.
CACCGUAGUAGUACGCGCAUUCCGGUCUCCUUUCUUUCAGUAUAAGAUAUUUUUAAAUAUUAACAGUUUUUUCAACAUAUUAUGAACCUAAUCAUAGCCCAGCUUGAUAUUUGAUUAUUCAGUUGUCCAAAAUGACUGCCAUAAAAUGACAUUCACCGUUUUGCGACAGUGGGAGGUACCGUCUAAGUAGCUAUAGUAAGUAAACAGUCUGUUAGCUGCUAUGCUAAGUCAGUAAAGAAAUAACAUUUAAUUAUAUUUACUCUGUUUAGUUCUUUAUUUUGCCGUAUCACUAAUACUUUGUUAUGUAAAACUGCCAUGUGGGUACGGUUACCAAACAAUAGGCCCUGUAGUUACUCAAACGUAUUGAGUUUUUGUUACAUUUCUUCACACUUUUUGUGGUGAAAGAUUAAGAGAGUUUCCUGAUUUCAUAGACCAUAUGACACUGGUCGAGAGAUGGAUUCACUUCUUUGGGAUGCUAUUCAAAGUCUGCGGAGAGGGAGGGACCCAAAUCAUCAGAGUGGUGUUAAUAAUAGCACGGACAACGCUCCAGGAAGUAAUAACAACCAGCAAAGUUACUGUGAAUACUCAAGAUACACGGAUGAAGGACCACAGUACAGUGCCGGGGUGAAUGAGGGGUGGGAGGAACCUGCUCCAGCAUCCUUUUACAACAAGGAGUUAGAGGAGGAUGAAGACCCUGAUGGAGUGGCACUUGUUGAAGAAGAUGAGGACCCAGAGCUUGCAAGAAAGAGGGAAGAGCUCAGAGAGAUCGAGGAGCAGAUUCAGCAAAAGAAAGUUUCUAUAGCUCUAAAAAAAGUUGAAAACGUAGUGAAUUACACAAGUCAAGGCUUUCCCUGUAAUGGUGAAACAGAUGAUUAUGAUGGCCCAACGCUUAAAGAAAGGGUGACUGCAAUUUUAGAGCAACGACAUUCUGUUGGAUUUCUGUCCAAGGUCCACACUCCUAAAGAAAGACUGGACUCAUCCAGUCGACUGCAGGACGAACAUCGAUUAAAGCUCAGAGUGAAGGCACUGUUGAAGCAGAGACUCACAGAUCCCUUUGUUAUGCUUAAACACAGAAAGGUCCCUGGUGUCACACCACCUCUUCCAGGCCGCAGAGAAACUUCAGCAGAGACAGAGGCAAACAAAUCAGACCUGGGUUUCCAGCGCUUUCUCAGCGUGCUGAACAAAGGAGAAACGCCUCCCCCAGGCCACAGGGAAACUUUGGCAGAGAAGGUCCCUGGUGUCACACCACCUCUUUCAGGCUGCAGAGAAACUUCAGCAGAGACGGAGGCAAACAAAGCAGACCUGGGUUUCCAGCGCUUCCUCAGCGUGCUGAACAAAGGAGAAACGCCUCCCCCAGGCCACAGGGAAACUUUGGCAGAGAAGGUCCCUGGUGGGACACCGCCUCUUCCAUGCCACAGAGAAACUUCAGCAGAGACGGAGGCAAACAAAGCAGACAUGAGUUUCUGGCGCUUCCUCAAUGUGAUCAACAAAGAAGAAAAGCAUCCUCCAGGCUGCAGGGAAACUUCAGCAGAGAGGGAGGCAAAUAAAUCAGACCUGGGUUUCCAGCGCUUUCUCAGCAUACUCAACAAAGGAGUGGACAUUGACGUACUCAGUAGAAUUGUUGGAGCGGAUGCUGAUGAUCUUUCCAUAUGUGAGAAGGUCCCAAGCAUUCAAUCUCCUACUUUGGGGAACAAUUUAGGCCCACCGUUCAGGAGCGAAAGCCAGCGAUCCAACAGUGCAGCCUCGAUCCUGUCAAGCCACAGUCCCACCAGUAGUGGAGGGAGAAGCCAAGAGAGAUCUUUCAUUCAGAAAGUCUCCCUACCUGAUGAUGGAGACAAAAAGAACGACAAAGGUAAUGGCUGCUUCAACUCUAGCAGUAGAUCCAAACGAUCCAACAGUGGAGCCUUGAUCCUGUUGAGCCACAGUCCCACCAGCAGUGGAGGGAGAAGCCAAGAGAGAUCUCUCAUUCAGAAACCCUCCCUACCUGAUGAUGGAGACAAAAAGAAUGACAACAGAGAUGGCUGCUUCAACUCUAGCAAUAGAUCCAAACGAUCCAACAGUGGAGUCUCCCUGCCAAGCCGUAGUCCCACCGGCAGUGCAGAGAAAACAAACACCCCACCCAGUCAAGAAAGAUCCAUCAGUCACAGACUCUCCCCAUCUGAAGAUGAGAAGAAGAAAAACAGAAAAGACCACCGCAAGAGGGCCUCAAGUAGUCGAUCCAAGUCUCCCAAAGUAGGGGAGAAGAGAAGGAAAAAGGAGGAAACACCACAGAAAGAUGAGCAUCAGGAGCAUCUCCAGAAGAUCCUGAAAACUCUGGGUCUGAGCCUGGAAGCAGAGGAGAUGAGCAAACUAGCAGACCGCACUCAAGAGAGGCUGUAUGGAAAGAGUAGGGCUGAGAGCAGUGCGGAGCAGGAGAGGCCACAGAGAGACGCACACAGACAUCACAGGAACACCUCCCCUUCCUUCUCCUCCUCCUCAUCCUCCUCAUCAUCCUCCUCCUCCUCCUCCUCCUCUUCAUCUUCCUACUCAAGGUCAACAUCUAGAAGCUCAAGUUCCAGCCCCUCUCGCAGCCGGUCCUACAGCAGACACUCAUUACAAAGGAGAAAGUCUGAACGCAGCCGCUCUAGAGACAGAAGCAGAGAUAAACUGUCAAGCCCAAACAGUGAAAAAGCACAGAGACACUGGGACAGAAAUUAUGAUAGAAAAUACUCUGCUGAGACCUAUGACACCUCCACAUAUGCAUACCCACAUUCACAUUUACGUCAACACACCCCCAUGUAUCCACCUCCACACCCUGCUGGCUUUCCUGCAUUUCAGGGCUACAGUUAUCCCCACUAUUUUCAGUAUAACACCUAUCAAAGUGUCACUUUAAGUACUGCUGCACAGUCUUGUUGGGUGGAUCCACAGGAUGCCUAUCCUCCCUCCUUUUAUCCUAAUGAGUAUCCUUAUCCCCAAGACUCGUGUCAUCACUAUCCUGAGUUUGUAGAAGCACCUCAGAAGGCCCACAGUCAUAGCAGACUUGAAAUUGGCUCAGGAGUGAAUCCAGAUCUGUUGAAAAGUGAAGGACAACCUGAGCCGGCUUCUCGCAGUUGCUGCCUCCAAGUUGUCCAAACUAAGGAGGAAAUCCCACAAAACUGUUUAAAGAACCACACAAGGGGCAAAAGGGUCAGGAAAAGGAAGGGUAAAAAAAAUAAUAGUAAUGUCAAUAGUCAAAAUCAGAUAAAAACUGGAAAGAAAAAGAAGAAGAAGAAAGAAAAAGGGGCAAAGAGUUGCAGAUUUGUGUCUGAAGUGAAAGAGAAGAAGGAAGAGGCAAAGCAGGACAAUAAUGAUUCUGAAAUUGAAGAGUCAGAAAAGGAGAAAAAAGUGCCAACAGAGGAAGUGAAGAAGAAUCUGAGGAAAAUGCUUGAUGCAUUUAACCAGAAGCCAAAGCCAAAUGUCAUACAGCCAUACAGUUCUGUACCCUUUGAGGAUGAUUAAGGUCGGUUGGAGUGUCAUCUUUGUCAUUUGAACCUGCAGUGUACUCCAGCAGACCCUGUGGACUUCACAUUUAGUAUUUACAUUUAAGUUCACUGUGGAAAAAGACCAUUACUUUAGUCACAUUUCAGUUAUAUUACUGAAUGUUCGUCAAACUCUGAUACGGAUGAAACGGUCUUCAAAAUAAUAUUUUUCUGCAGUAAAACUCCAUUUUCCUAUUCUUGAACAUUUUAAUGUUUUCAGCAUUAUAUUUUACUGAACAUCACAGCUUUGUAACUGUUUCUAUUAUGCAUUUUCUACCUCUACAAUCUUAAAUCAGCAUUUACUUUUUUAGAAUCUGCAUUAUGUUGUUGAUGCUUUUUUCAUCAUAAUGAGUUGGGUGUGAAAAAUAUUCAGGUCCUGGUAUUUUGGCUUUUACUGCUGAUGGUUGUUUAUUUUUUUGAAUUAAA